This is a messenger RNA of Vavraia culicis subsp. floridensis, 1017 nucleotides long. RefSeq lists its product as uncharacterized. Gene Ontology annotation, biological process: negative regulation of transcription by RNA polymerase II. The record is from RefSeq and is a predicted model, not a curated record. Gene Ontology annotation, molecular function: nucleosome binding; protein binding. Bases 1 to 1017 code for a protein of 338 amino acids. Gene Ontology annotation, cellular component: ESC/E(Z) complex. The transcript has a single exon. NCBI's taxonomy places the organism in Eukaryota, Fungi, Microsporidia, Pleistophoridae.
AUGGAGUUCGUGACAAAAAGGGUUCUAGGCUCUACAUUUGUGUCAAAGAUAUGCUUGCACAGACACAAAAAGAUUUUCUGUGUCUAUGGUCGGCGCAAUGCAUACAUUAUGAACUACGUCCUAGAACAACUGCAGAAAUUUCUUGAUGAAGAUGUCAGGGAAGAGUUUCUGUGCUGCACAUUUUGCGAUUCCAAGAAUAAAACUUUUUUGAUACUGGGUGGCGAGCGAGGAAUCCUUAAAGUAAUCGAUCUCAAUCUUGGUUCAUUUUACAUCGCACUGAAAGGGCAUGGCGGUCCGAUAAUCGAUAUGUUGCACAAUGAGAUCCGUCCAAAUGUUGUGUUCAGUGCAAGUAGUGAUACGACAAUAAGAAUGUGGGAUAUACACCGUGUGUGUACUUUAGCUAUUUUUGGUGGCUUGGCCGGUCACGAGGACGUGGUCCUGAGCAUUGAUAUGAGUGCCGAUGGCAAUUACCUUGUGUCCAGCGGUACCGAUAAUUCCAUAAAAGUAUGGUCGAUUCCUAAUAUAACAGACAAAUUUACUGCCAAGGACACAUCUUCCGUGCUGGGAAAAUAUCAUUUUGUAAAUUCUGAGUUCAGUCGCGCCGAUAUUCCCAUUAAAAUAAACUACCCUAUUUUUAAUUCACAGGUAUUGCACAAAGCCUAUAUAAAUUGCGUGAAAUUCUUCGGAAACGUAAUCAUAAGCAAGAACAUCAGCAAAAGACUGGCAAUUGUCAAAUUCAAGGGUAACUAUGAAAUAUACAAAAACUCCGUAGACUCGGACGUUAUUAUCCUGAAGGAAUACAAAUUUAAGGAGAAAUUGAUACAUAAGUUCACGAUUUUUGGCUCUAAAUUGGUGAUAUUUGACGAGAAAGGAAAUUGUCAUAUAAUCAACCUGUCCUCGUAUGAAGAACCUAUCCAAACAGUGCACGUAGAUAACGUGAAAGAUGCUUCUUUGAUCAACGAUUUACUUUUCGUUGUAUCGAACAAUAAUGAAGUUCUCUGUUAUUCAAUUAAUUAA